Linum tenue is the source of this 237-nucleotide messenger RNA. NCBI's taxonomy places the organism in Eukaryota, Viridiplantae, Streptophyta, Magnoliopsida, Malpighiales, Linaceae. The record is from the annotation of a GenBank genome assembly.
AUGGCCAGAAGCAGCAGCAGGCAGGGAAGGCCAAUAGGGGCCCGAAGAAGGGAUGAAUCGAUGUUGACUCGUAUGGUGAAUUCAGUGUUUUCCUUCCUGAAGUAUGCUGAAUUUGAGAUCCUUUUCGUUCUUUUCUUUGUCGUCGCUUUUGUUGUGUUCAAAGAUCUUACCUCAAGGCCUGAGUACAACCAAAUCCUGGUGAAGAAGCCUGACAGUGGCGACUGGUGGCCUUAUUAG